AUGUACAUUGUGGCUGGACAAACAGUGACCCUUAGGUGUUCCGCACAAAAUCUUUACCCCUGCCACAAGGUCGAAGUUUUAUGGUAUCGCAACCAUGAGCUCCUCUCUGCUGAGAAGCCAGCAGUAUGGAGGUAUGACCACCUGUGUCACACAGUUUCUCAUCAAAACUACACAACAACCAGCGAGGACAGAGCCAUCAUCUUCACCUGUGAGAUUCGCCUGGGUCUAUCCACAGCAGGAUUCCGAAGCAAGAACGGCACACUGGAGAUCUUCCUGAACACUGGACUUUACAAUGUCUGGAUUGAACCAGCUGACACGGUGGAACGUGCUGGGAGGCCUCUGUCCCUGUCAUGUGGUGCAGACAGUAGCAAUGUCCCUACAAUCACCUGGAGGAAAGCUGGCACAGGUAGCACGGCUCCUUCCCACUGGAACAUCAGCCAGGAAACCAGAUAUUCAACACUCUACAUGGAAAAGCUGGAACCUGAAGACAGAGGAAUUUACAUCUGUGAAAUCAGCGAUGGAGAAAGCCACACGCAACGUCAGAGCUCAGUAGAAGUUUGGUAUGGUCCUCGGAACGUCUCCAUCGAUGGAGGGGGCAGUGUGAGGGAGAGGGAGACACUGGCAUUAACCUGCCUGGGAGAUGCUAACCCUGAAGCCAACAUCACAUGGAGGAGGAGAGAGACCGGGAGCGAGCAGCUGAGGUGGAAUAUUUCCAACUCCCGGGGAAAGUCGGAGCUGAGAAUCGAUUCCCUGAGCCCUGACGAUCACGGGCUUUAUGAGUGCAUUGUGGAGAAUCCACUGGGAGCAGUGAGGCUGGAGGCUCAGCUCAAUGUCCAAUAUUGUCCUCGGAACGUCUCCAUCGAGGGAGGGGGCAGUGCCAGGGAGAGGGAGACACUGGCAUUAACCUGCCUGGGAGAUGCUAACCCCGAAGCCAACAUCACAUGGAGGAGGAGAGAGACCGGGAGUGAGCAGCCGAAGUGGAUUAUUUCCAACUCCCAGGGAAAGUCGGAGCUGAGAAUCGAUUCCCUGAGCCCUGACGAUCACGGGCUUUAUGAGUGCAUCGUGGAGAAUCCACUGGGAGCAGUGAGACUGGAGGCUCAGCUCAAUGUCCAAUAUGGUCCUCGGAACGUCUCCAUCGAUGGAGGGGACAGUGUCAGAGAGAGGGCGACACUGGCAUUAACCUGCCUGGGAGAUGCUAACCCCGAAGCCAACAUCACAUGGAGGAGGAGAGAGACCGGGAGCGAGCAGCCGAAGUGGAAUAUUUCCAACUCCCGGGGAAAGUCGGAGCUGAGAAUCGAUUCCCUGAGCCCUGACGAUCACGGGCUUUAUGAGUGCAUCGUGGAGAAUCCACUGGGAGCAGUGAGGCUGGAGGCUCAGCUCAAUGUCCAAUUUACAGUGAAGCCUGACCAGGGAGCUGUCAUUCUCGGUCUCUGUGUCCCUCUAGCAAGUUUUCUGGGGAUUGGAGUUUUGCUUUAUUUAACUCGUAAACGGCUCUUCAAGGAUCUGAUACAAGGGAAACCUUUGACGUCAGAGAACAGAUCGUCAAAAAUCCCACCGAAUGCCCCCACACAAUCAAGUCCUUGCUGAAGCUUUUGCACUGUGGUCCCCAGGAGUUCAGGAUGGUGGCCAUGGGUCAGGUGGCUACGGUGCACAUUAUCCACUUUAAUCACAAAAUGCUGAAAAAUAAUCAGCUGAGCUGUCGAAAUACCACACUGAAACUUUCAAAAGGACAAAUAUACUGUACAAGUUCAAACUUGGGGAAUGGCACUGCUUCAGUGAUGUACGCUGGUUCCCAGUUCAUCAUGGUGUCAAUGUGAAAAGCUCGCAUCUUUGUUUUUCGAUUAUUUCAUGGCCCAUCCCUCUUCUGUUUUAUUACCCUCUGAACUCUCUAACCCUCAAACCCCUUCCCAAUCCUGGGCUCUUGCAUAUUCCUGGUUUUAGUCCCUGCACUCUUGGUGCCAUGCAUUCAGCUGUUGAGUCGUUAGGCUUUGGAGUUCCAUUCCUAAACCUUUCACCUCUCUGUCUCUCUCUCUCUCUCUCUCUCUCCC
Rhincodon typus (whale shark) is the source of this 2048-nucleotide messenger RNA. Its product is annotated as myelin-associated glycoprotein-like. The record is from RefSeq and is a predicted model, not a curated record. Gene Ontology annotation, cellular component: neuron projection. Bases 1 to 1587 code for a protein of 528 amino acids. The transcript is spliced from 7 exons. Lineage: Eukaryota; Metazoa; Chordata; Chondrichthyes; Orectolobiformes; Rhincodontidae.